AAACAAUUUUACUACCUCUAAACACUGUUAUUCCAAGAGCGAAACAAUGAACAGAGCUCGAUUUCCACUGCACUUGUUCAUUUUUUGGAACGUUUUAUGCUUAUCCUUCCAAGUGAGAGUAAAGAACAUCUCUUCUGCCGUGUCGAGGCAAAUUCGAUCCAUUGGAUUUCCCGAGGGUAGCGGAAUGGGGAUCUUUUUCGCUGUGGCAAUACCAAUAGACAUACCAGAUAAAUCAAUUUCAGUUUCAUUUUACUUUGAAGCAAACUACGCACUUCCUGGUGAUAAAAAUUCCAGUUAUUACGACGAAUAUUAUCAAAAAAGAAAUAUCGAUAGAAGUUUAGCUUAUAAUAUUGUGAAAAGAAAAUUCGAAAGUGUGGGAUUUCCGGGUAAAGCAUGUCUAUUACGUACAAUUUGUGAAGUUGCGGAAAAGCCAAUAAAUGAAAAUGGAUUAAUUGGAGAUAUUUUACACAUCCUUUUUACGCCUUCCAGUUCACGUGAUGAAAAUUUGCCAAAUGAAAUAAAAGAAGCUGAAUUUAUAAAAAAUUGCCAUAAAUAUAAUGAACAAUGUCCUGUUAGUUUAUUAGAUAAAAUAAGUUACUAUUUGUAA
This is a messenger RNA of Leptopilina boulardi, 607 nucleotides long. RefSeq lists its product as uncharacterized. Bases 47 to 607 code for a protein of 186 amino acids. Lineage: Eukaryota; Metazoa; Arthropoda; Insecta; Hymenoptera; Figitidae. The record is from RefSeq and is a predicted model, not a curated record. The transcript has 5 exons.